AUGACUGAAGGAAACCAAGGCUCCAACGUACAGUCCGACGAGGCAAUUAGCGAGCAGCUCGUUGCGGUUAAGGAGCGAUGGUACUACCCAUCGGAUAUUGAGAAAGAUAUGAAGGAUGUCGACAUUCCAUUCCGGGCCAAAGAAGCGGUUUUUGCAACGGCAUGGGAAUACACCCGCUGUGUAAUCCCUGAAUACACUAAUUGGUCGCGAUAUGUUGCCUUUAUGCGCAUCAUGAUCAUCGGCAUCAUCGCAGAAUUUCGUGGCAGUCUUAUAGACGUGAUAAAUGAUGACACACUUUUAGGUUACAGCCUUACUAAAGUGUUGAACACAUUAAGUCAAGUCACCAACCAAAUAGUAAUUAUGUUAUUUCGCAAUUACAAUAACGCCCUGUCCAAAAGCCCUUGGCAGUUCUUCCGCAUGAGGGAUACGGAAACACUUGUCCGCUUCACGAUUGGUGCCGCUCUAGCUUGCAAUGAUCUUGACCAUGUCUGGUUCACUAAUGAGCAAUUUGACAUCCUGGCCGAAAUCGGUAAUACAAUGUACGAUGGAGCAGCACACUGUAAGCAUUGCUUAGAUGGAGAGGUCAGCAGCACAUUCACACACAUUUCCAAAACUAAGCGCAUGGUGGCGUUCCACAAAUGUCGGGAGGCGCUUUGGGCUCUGGACGUAGCUUGGGCGGGAAAGCCCAAUAUGAAAUGCGUCAUCAACUUUCUUCGUUACUUCGGCGGUCCAAUACAUAUGACGAUGCGACAAUACCGCUUAAUAGAGGGCGGUCUUGCACCGGGCAAGCCUGGAAAAACGGAUUCUAAAGAGCUGGAACUACAAAGUCUGGAGCAAUAUCAUGGCAUCCUUGCGCGGGAGACUCUGUUGCUAUUUAAUGGCCUUCGGGCAAUGUUGGAAGAGGCCGACCAAUUCUUUUGUUCUGAAUGCAACUAUCGGGCGAUAUAUGGCGCGCCGCAAGAUCAUGUCUUUGGUAAAUGUUUUCUUUGUGCUGGAUGUCAGCAGGAAUGGGCGGUAUACACGGAGAUUUUGCUCGAGCGGAUGGUCAAAAGUUUUCCAGAAGCCGCAGAGAUUAUUCGCAUCAGUGAGAUGCGUGCAACAUCUUCAGCCUUGUUGUGA
Molecule: messenger RNA, 1119 nt
Organism: Bipolaris zeicola 26-R-13
Lineage: Eukaryota; Fungi; Ascomycota; Dothideomycetes; Pleosporales; Pleosporaceae
Exons: 3
Coding region: 1-1119 (372 amino acids)
Source: RefSeq, a predicted model, not a curated record